Cercocebus atys (sooty mangabey) is the source of this 2956-nucleotide messenger RNA. Its product is annotated as zinc finger protein 85-like. Gene Ontology annotation, biological process: regulation of DNA-templated transcription. The transcript is spliced from 6 exons. Lineage: Eukaryota; Metazoa; Chordata; Mammalia; Primates; Cercopithecidae. The coding region runs from base 11 to 2956 and encodes 981 amino acids. The record is from RefSeq and is a predicted model, not a curated record.
AUUGACAUUUAUGGAUGUGGCCAUAGAAUUUUCUCUGAAAGAGUGGCAAUGCCUGGACACUGCACAACAGAGUUUAUAUAGAGAUGUGAUGCUAGAGAACUACAGAAACCUGGUGUUUCUCGGUAUUGCUUUCUCUAAGCCGGACCUGAUCACCUAUCUGGAGCAAGGAAAAGAGCCUUGGAAUAUGAAGAGACAUGAGACUGUAGCCAAACCCCUAGUUAUGUGUUCUUAUUUUGCCCAAGACCUUUGGCCAGAGCAGAACGUAAAAAAUUCAUUUCAAAAAGUGAUACUGAGAAGAUAUGGAAAAUGUGGAGAUGAGAAUUUACCACUAAGAAAAGACUGUAAAAGUAUGGAUGAUUGUAAAGUGCACGAAAGAGUUUAUGAGAAACUUAGCAAAUGUUUGACAGCUACCCAGAGCAAAACAUUUCUAUGUUAUAAAUCUGUAAAAGUUGUUUAUAAAUUUUCAAAUUCAAAUAGAUGUAAGACAAGACAUCCUAAAAAGAAACCUUUUAAAUGUAGCAAAUGUGACAAAUCAUUUUGCAUGCUUUUACAUCUAAUUCAACAUAAAAUAAUUCAUACUAGAGUGAAUUCCUACAAAUGUGAAGAAUGUGGCAAAGCCUUUAACCGGUCCUCAUACCUUACUACACAUAAGAUAAUUCAUACUGGAGAGAAACCAUACAAAUGUGAAGAAUGUGGCAAGGCUUUUAACCACCCAUCAACCUUUAGUAAACAUAAGAGAAUUCAUAGUGGAGAUAAACCCUACCAAUGUGAAGAAUGUGGAAAAGCUUUUAAGCAGUUAUCAAACCUUAAUAACCAUAAGAGAAUUCAUACUGGAGAGAAACCCUACAAAUGUGAAGAAUGUGGAAAAGCUUUUAAUCACUCCUCAAGCCUUAGGAAACAUAAGAUAAUCCAUAGUGGAGAAAAAGCCUACAAAUGUGAAGAAUGUGGCAAAGCUUUUAAUCGCUUCUCAAUCCUUAGGAAACAUAAGAUAAUCCACAGUGGAGAAAAACCCUACAAAUGUGAAGAAUGUGGCAAGGCUUUUAACCACCCAUCAACGUGUCGUAAACACAAGAGAAUUCAUAGUGAAGAUAAACCCUACAAAUGUGAAGAAUGUGGAAAAGCUUUUAAGCAGUUAUCAAACCUUAAUAACCAUAAGAGAAUUCAUACUGGAGAGAAACCCUUCAAAUGUGAAGAAUGUGGCAAAGCUUUUAACCAGCUAUCAACCCUUACUAAACAUAAGAGAAUUCAUACUGGAGAGAAACCCUACAAAUGUGAAGAAUGUGGGAAAGCUUUUAAGCAGUCAUCAACCCUUACCAAACAUAAGAGAAUUCAUAGUGGAGAGAAACCCUUCAAAUGUGAAGAAUGUGGCAAAGCUUUUAACCAGCUAUUAACCCUCACUAAACAUAAGAGAAUUCAUACUGGAGAGAAACCCUACAAAUGUGAAGCAUGUGGGAAAGCUUUUAAGCAGUCAUCAACCCUUACCAAACAUAAGAGGAUUCAUAGUGGAGAGAAACCCUUCAAACGUGAAGAAUGUGACAAAGCUUUUAACCAGUUUUCAAACCUUACCACACAUAAGAGAAUUCGUAAUGGAGCAAAGUCCUUCAAAUGUGAAGAAUGUUGCAAAGCUUUUAACCAGUUUUAUAAACUUACUGUACAUAAGAGAAUUCAUAAUGGAGAGAAACCCUACAAAUGUGAAGAAUGUGGAAAAGCUUUUAAUCACUCCUCAAUCCUUGGGAAACAUAAGAUAAUCCAUAGUGGGGAAAAACCCUACAAAUGUGAAGAGUGUGGCAAAGCUUUUAAUCGCUCAUCAAUCCUUAGGAAACAUAAGGUAAUCCACAGUGGAGAAAAACCCUACAAAUGUGAAGAAUGUGGCAAGGCUUUUAAUCACCCAUCAACCCUUAGUAAACAUAAGAGAAUUCAUAGUGGAGAUAAACCCUACAAAUGUGAAGAAUGUGGAAAAGCUUUCAAGCAGUUAUCAAACCUUAAUAGCCAUAAGAGAAUUCAUACUGGAGAGAAGCCCUUCAAAUAUAUGUUUUCUCAUGAUACUCAAGGCCUCUUGAGAAAAAAGCGCAUAGAAGCAUCAUUCCAAAAAUUGAUAUUGGAUAGAUAUGGGAGCUGUGGCCCUCAGAAUUUACAUUUAAGAAACCAUUACAAAUGUAAAAAAUGUGAGAAAGUCUUUCAUGAAUGCACCAACCAUAUCCAUCGGAGUAUCCAUAUUCAAGAGAAGUCUGCCAAAUGUAACAAGUGUGUAGAAACUUUUAUGCAGUCAUCAAAACAUACUCAGCCUCAGAAAAUCCAUGUUGGAGAAAAGUCACACAGAUAUAAUAAUGGUGAGAAAAUCCUUAGUAAAUUGUCAAGUCUAAGAGACUAUAAGAUAAUCCAUAAUGAAGAGAAACCUUACAAAUGUAAAGAAUGUGACAAAGCCUUUAACCAUCGUUCACACCUUACUCAACAUCAAAUAAUUCAUACUGGAGAGAAACCAUACAAAUGUAAAGAAUGUGACAAAGCCUUCAAUUCUAGUUCACAUUUUACUGUACAUCAGAGAAUUCACACUGGAGAAAAACUUUACAAAUGUAAAGCAGGUACCAAAUAUUUUACUUAUUCUUCAAAUCUUGUGCAUCAGAGAAUUCAUAUUGGAGAGAAACCUUACAAAUGUAAAGAAUGUGGUAAAUCAUUUAAAGUGUCUUCAGCCCUUACUCAGCACAAGAGAAUUCAUAUGGGAAAGAAGCCCUACAAAUGUAAGGAAUGCAGCAAAGCCUUUAACUGUAGGUCGUACCUAACUAAACAUCAGAGAAUUCAUACCAGAGAAAAACUUACACAUGUAAAUCAUGUAGCAAAUCUUUUUCUUGUCCCUCAAGUCUUAUUAUCCACCAGAAAAUUCAUACUGGAGAAAAACCCUGUAAAUGCAAAGAAUGUGGGAAAGCCAGCCUUUAAUUAUAGUUCACGCCUUACUUGA